Molecule: messenger RNA, 2556 nt
Organism: Mycosarcoma maydis (corn smut)
Lineage: Eukaryota; Fungi; Basidiomycota; Ustilaginomycetes; Ustilaginales
Product: putative DNA ligase I
Exons: 1
Coding region: 1-2556 (851 amino acids)
Biological process (GO): DNA recombination; lagging strand elongation; Okazaki fragment processing involved in mitotic DNA replication
Cellular component (GO): nucleus; mitochondrion
Molecular function (GO): ATP binding; DNA ligase (ATP) activity; DNA binding
Source: RefSeq, a predicted model, not a curated record
AUGACAGAGCAGCCCAAGUUAGCCAAAUUCUUUGGCGGUGGCAGCAGCGCCAACACAUCAGCGUCAAAGCCUCGUCAGCAAGAUAUCAAGUCUGCUUUUGCUCCAAAACUGGCCAAGCCAACAUCCAUAGAGACCACAAUCAACGCAGCCACUGCAUCUUCCCACGAAGCCGAGCCUAUCACCGCCGCCACUCCCUUGCCCUCAAAGAGACAAGCUUCCAUCAGCAACGCCAUUCCGAACAUCCCCAACUCCGACCCAGCAGCACCACAUAGGAAGAAGCGUCGCAUCAUCGAAUCGGAUGACGACGAGGACGAGGAACCGUCACUGUCUCCGGCGCAAGCCUCGACCCCCGCAUCCGCAAACAAGCAACCUGCACCGGAUGCAUCAUCGAGCAGCAAAGUCGCCUCCAUCUCUGCCAAACCUCCGCCAAAGACCAGUAUAGCCGCCAACAAGGGUGUCAUCUCCAGUGCUAACGAUGCCACAGACAGCGACUCGGACUCUGCCAGCGAGCACAUCCCUAACGACCUAGACGAUGAUCACGAAGAAGAACAGGCAAUCCAAGAAGAAGAGCAAAAGGGUGCCAAAAAGCUUGCCGCCAUCUUUCAAAUGCCAUCCCAAGUCAACGAAGGCAAAGUUACCUGGAAAGAGGGCGAGGCGGUCCCCUAUGCUGCGCUAGCUACCACGUUUGCCGAUAUCCAGGCUACCACCAAGCGACUCGAGAUCACCGAGAUCCUCACCCAAUUCCUUGUGCGCGUCAUCAAGCGCUCCCCCGAUAACCUGCUUCAGGUCGUCUACCUGUGCAUCAACCGCCUCUGUCCCGAUUACGAAGGUCUCGAGCUGGGCAUUGGCGAAUCGUUGCUCAUCAAAGCCAUCGCUCAAUCCACCGGUCGCGAAGUGGCUCGCAUCAAAAAGGACCUCGAAGCCCAAGGCGAUCUCGGCCUGGUAGCGCUCCAUUCGAAAAAGAACCAACCGACCAUGUUCAAGGUGUCGAGCCUCAAAGUUCCGCAGGUAUUCAAGCAGCUCAAAGAAAUCGCCCUUGUGAGCGGCAACAAGUCGCAAGACCGAAAGAUCGGCAUGAUCAAGAAGCUGCUCGCUUCAUGUCAAGGUGACGAACCCAAGUUCCUCAUUCGCAGUCUCGAAGGAAAACUUCGAAUCGGGCUCGCCGAAAGAUCCGUACUCGUCUCCCUGGCGCGCGCCGUCGUCAUAGCCAAAUUGGGCAAAACCAUCUCAAAACUUUCUCAGGAAUCCCUCGCCAAGCAGCUCGAGGACGCAACUGAGCUCGUCAAGGCUGUCUACUCGGAACUGCCCUCGUACGAUCUGGUUGUACCGGCAUUGCUCAAGGGCGGAGUCGAGCAUCUGCGUAGCGAAUGCAAGCUGACGCCUGGUGUGCCGCUCAAGCCGAUGCUUGCCAAACCCACCAAAGCCAUCUCUGAAGUGCUCGACCGCUUUGAAGGCAAACCAUUCACCUGCGAAUACAAGUAUGACGGAGAACGUGCUCAGGUUCAUCUGUUACCUAACCGUCAACUUGCCGUGUUUUCGCGAAACUCGGAAAACAUGUCUGUCAAAUAUCCCGAUCUGGUCGAACAAAUUCCUCGAUGCAUCAAGCCUACCGUCAAAUCGUUUGUCCUCGAUGCGGAAGCAGCGGCGUGGAAAAAGGCUCAACUCAACGCGGAAGGCAUCUUGGAACCAGCCAAGCUUCUGCCAUUCCAAGAGCUCUCGCGUCGUAAACGCAAGGACGUCAAAGCGCAAGACAUCAAGGUCAAAGUCAAGCUGUUUGCGUUUGAUCUGCUCUUCCUCAACGGCGAGUCUCUGCUCUCGCUUCCGCUCUCUGAACGACGUGCGCUCCUGCAAUCGCACUUCCAACCCGUCGAUGAUGAAUUCGACUUUGCUCGUUCCGAAGACUGUAGUAGCGUCGAGCAGAUUUCUGUCUUUCUCGACAAAUCCGUCAAGGAAGGAUGUGAAGGGUUGAUGGUGAAAAUGCUUUCAGGUGUCGAUUCCACCUACGAACCGUCUCGACGUUCCAUGAACUGGUUGAAGCUGAAAAAGGACUAUCUGGCCGGAACGGGUGAUUCCCUGGAUCUCGUCGUCAUUGGAGGCUACUACGGCAAGGGAAAGCGAACCAACGUCUACGGAGCAUUCUUGCUAGCAUGCUACGAUUCCGAUUCGGAAACUUUCCAGACUAUUUGCAAGAUCGGCACCGGUUUCACCGAACAAGACCUCGAAUCGCACUACAAAACACUGAAACAGCUCGAGAUCUCUGGCAAAAAGGGCUACUACGAUGUCGGUGAGGCGAAGCCGGAUGUCUACUUUGAAGCCAAAGUGGUAUGGGAGGUGUUGACGGCCGACCUGAGCCUCAGUCCCGUGUAUACUGCUGCCAAAGGACUCGUGGAUCAGAGAGGCAUCAGUUUGCGGUUUCCCAGAUUCAUCCGCAUUAGAGACGAUAAGACCGCCGAAGAGAGUACCAGUCCAGAGCAGAUCGAGGCCAUGUACAGAUCACAGGUCGUCAACAGCAGUAAGGGCAAAAGUGGAGCAGAUGACGAUGAUGGAUUUUGGUAA